UUUCCCCCAAAAGUGAGUUUGGGCAAUGUCCUAGGGCUAAAACCACACAUAAGUAGUGUCCUGUAGCAAAAUUUGCCGGCAAGGUAUUGGUUUCUAGAAUAAUUUUUUUAAGAUCUAUUUAUAGAAUAAGAUUUUUAAAAGGACCAAAAGUUAGGCACUGAUUAGUUCCCAAAACAAAAAUUUUCAUGCUAUCACAUCGAAUGUUUGGACACAUGCAUGGAGUAUUAAAUGUAGGAAAAAAAGCAAUUACACAGAUUGCGUGUAAAUUGCGAGACGAAUCUUUUAAGCCUAAUUGCGCCAUGAUUUAACAAUGUGGUGCUAUAGUAAACAUUUGCUAAUGAUGGAUUGAUUAGGCUUAAUAAAUUCGUCUCGUAGUUUCUUGGUGGAAUCUGUAAUUUGUUUUGUUAUUAGACUGCGUUUAAUACUUUAAAUAUGUCUCUGUAUAUCUGAUGUGACAACCAAACCCAAAAAAUUUUCACAACUAAACAAGGGCUGUGUUUAGUUCACACCGAAAUUGAAAGUUUGGUUGAAAUUGGAACGAUGUGACGAAAAAGUUUGAAGUUUAUGUGUGUAGAAAAGUUUAAUGUGAUGGAAAAGUUGGAAGUUUAAAGAAAAACUUUGGAUCUAAACACGGUGAAGACCUUAAAGAAAAAUUCAGCUGACAUGAACCUUAGAUCUCUCACCAGCUGAGGCGGCGCAGCAUGCACCGCGCACAAGACGGCCGGAUCCCCGCCUUGCAGGGGUCGCAGGCCUCGUGACCGCGUAGCUCCGGCCGCGCGGUGGCCGUUUGCCGGGUGGGUAUCCCCCCGGUCGGCACACGCGCGUCACGGUGAAACGCAGCGCGGAUCGCGUACGUGAAAAACCCAUCAUAUCCUUUCGUUUUUUGCACGAGAAGGAAGGAGGGCCGCGGCCUACCUAGCUUCCUCGGCGUACCGCGCGGCGACGCUUAGCUUUUCAGCUCACCUCUCCUCCACCCAACCAUCGAACGACCGAGUCGCUUGGACGGCACACUCCGCUAGCUCUGACCGCGACCAGUCGUUCGUACCUGGCUACGUACUGCACUCCAUUCUAGUACUGUACGCCUGUGUACCGCUCGUGUCGACUAACCUACAUGUACGACUGCUUGAUGAGCUCACUAUAGCUAGCAACACCAACACGUAUGCACGCGCAUAUAGUAGCUUUCGCACGGGUUAAUUGAUUAAUCCUUAAUUAAUCGCGUCGCCUGCUGGUCUUGGGUCGUCGUCUUGGCACAUGUGGUCUUGUAGAAGCUACUACAUGAAAUAGCAGAAGCUAUUUUUCCUCCCCGCGACCACCGGUCGACGCUGCAUUGUUGGCACGUUUGCUCUGUCCCCUGGAAUUUGCAAGAGCACCUUCUCUGCUUUUUUAUCAUGCGGCUGGUAUUAGUUGCAGGUGAGCACCGGUUUCUCUAGCGAAGCUGCUUACUGGCUCAACCGUCGUUUACUCAUUUGAUCAACAGAGGGAUAGUGGAUAGCUUUUUAUUAGCCCUGUUUGGAACAGAAAAGUAUUCUGUACGAUUUUUUUUUGGUGGGGUGUGGGGAGGGGGAAUAAAUUAAUUUCUAGUAAUAAAUCGGGAAAUUGCUAAGUUCAAAAGGGGCUUGGAAUUCUUCUCUCCCUUUUUUUUGGAAUAUAGUCUUUUUAGAAAUAAACCGGGAAAUUCGUAGUUGAAAGGAGUUUUGAAAAUUUGAAUGCUACAUGAAAAUCUUCUAUAUAUAAAGUCAUUUUCAACAAUUAUAUUAAUUCCAUUGGAAAUAUAUACGAUCUCAUAAUUUAUCCUGUUUGUGUCUUACGACUUCUUUGGGGGGUUUGCCAAGUUGUCGUGUUAUUUUAAGUUCAUAACCUCUUCUUAUGACGAUUCUCAAUUCACGUGGCUUUACUAUAUGCUGUUUUCAAUCUCUAAUUUUCUAUAUCAUUAUUAAACAUGUGCCUGUGAGUUUUUUAGUCUCCGGUCCGGUAGUAUAGAGGAAUUUCAUUUGCCUGAUAGACAAAUUGCGAUAGAAAUUACAGCACAGAAGGAGGAAAUUGUUAUACAAUUUUUUUGAGCACAUGAUAAACAACUGAGAGACUACGACAAGUUAACACACGAGGAGGCUAUCACGGGGAACACAUUGUAAUAACUGAAUAAUUGGAAUCACUCAUCACUCAUGACUUUGCCUUGACCAUUUAAUUAAGCCUUGAUUUAUAUAAACAGCAUUAUCAGAGUAUCAGUCCAUAACUCCUCCAUGCAUGCAUCCAUGCACAUGCUAAAAACAUCCUCAAGGUAUUUUAUAAAGGUCCUAAUUAAUUAGUAAAUUGAAAGGUACACCUUGUCAACAGUAAACUAACCACUUCCAAUAGAACCCCCAAAAAAAAAACAGCACAGUAACCACUCUAUGAACAAUUUAGAAGUUUCCAUAGGUUUCUGUGCCGCCAAAAAAAAUGGUGUGCCGGAAGGAGAAGAUUCAGCUGGUCCAGGAGAAGUCUUUACUCGUCAUUAGCUCUUCAAACAUCGCACUAGCGACAGCGUGUGGUAAAAUCAUUUGACGUGUUGAUUAAUAGUUGGGAUGCUGAUUCAAGUUCACAUUUGUGUGAGCGUCUCCUGUUCAAUCUACUCGUUGCUUGAAUUUUUCCCCCUUUUGUUCGACAGUCGGAGAAAUACUAUUUUAAGUGUAUUGAAGGGAGAAAAAUACGCCAACAUGCUAAUAAGAUAAUCAUGUUGAUUAGUUGCAAUGAUGCCUUGAAAAUUUGGGAUCCCUUUCAUCAGAGAAUUGUUAAUUGUUGUUGAGGAAAAUUGCAGGAAUCCCUCUAAACUUGAAGUACAGUGCCGAACAAGUCCCUUGAACUUUAAAGUAAAUUUGAAAAUGUAUAAAAUCAACAAUAAGGUUCAAUUAGAUCUCAAUAAGUGUUUGCUUAGCUAAAAGUUUGGUGGUAUACCUUAACUUUCUUCCUUCUGUUGAAAGUAUAUACCAACAAUUAUUUUUCCUUAUGUCCCCGCAAAAGAAAAAAAAACAAUUUCUUCCUUCUGUUUACUUUUUGAUUUUUUUUCCGAGAAAAAAGUACUUUGUUAUCCUAUUUCAUUGCAAAACCAGGAUUAGAGCACUAGCCUGCCAAAUUUUCUUUUUUUUCUUAAGAAAAAGAUAAUGGUUUGUCAAUUUACUGUAUUUAUACAUUUAAAUGCAUGGCAUUUUGCUACCAUAAUUUUAGCUGUCAUCCACGGUAUUCGUGUGGUUGCAAAGCAGAGGCCUCAUUGAUUGCCCAAGAGCUUAUUAUGAACUUAUUAGCGAUUAAAAAAAUAUUUUUUAAAUCUCUAAUACAUAUGUACUUAGCGACUUAAAAGGCAAUGAAAAAGAAACUAUGUUAAAAAUAUCUUAAAAUCAAGUUUAAAAUUAAGUUUCAGAAUUAGCAUAGAGAAAAUGUGUGUUACUCUAUAUACAUACUGUAAAUCCAUCAUGUAAAUACCGAAUCUGUAAGGGUCUAAUCCGCGAAAAAGCAAUCAACGCAAAACUUCCCAAUCAAUCGGCCUCCUACGUGGAACCUUCUCUGCCUGCCGACGUGUACAGCCGCAAGCUGACGUCACACCCCCUUCAAACCGCGUAGCCGUACCCCCCUCCGUUUCUAAUCCCACGUGCUCUUUUGCAUCCCAACCCCUCCUCCUCCGAAUAAUAACUUAUUUAUUUAUUAAUCAUUUUUUCAUCAUUUGACCGCCCGGUUUUAGUAGCCAAUCCCACUCGCCUCACAUUUGCGCACACGGCUAUUUUGACCACGUGACCCAAAAAAACCACACGUGAACUUGUUCUUCCAUUUUCCGCCCCCGCCUAUUUAUAUCCCGCGUUCGAAUAUUUCCCGGGAAACCAUCGCCAACCAUCACAUCUGAUCGAGAACAAGAAGAAGAAGAAGAAGAAGCAAGAACAGCAAGAGGAAGAGAUGCAAAUGGAGUCGUACUACGGCGCGUUCCACGCCGACGAGGCCGCGUUCUUCUUCCCCCACCACGUGCCGGCGUCGCCGGAGCUGCCGUUCGGCCUCAUUGCGUCGCCGGAGCCGGAGCCGGAGCCGGAGCAGGCGGCGGCGGAGGCGAGGCAGAGCGCGUUCCAGGAGUACGGCGGCGCGGUGCACGCCGGAGCGCCGGCGGCGGCGGGGGCUGUCACCACCGGUGGGACGAACAUCCACCGGAGGGUGAUGGACGUGCUGGGCAGGAUGGGCGGCGGCGGCGGCGGGGGGGAGAAGGGGGAGGGUGAGGAGAUGGAGGAGGAGGAGGAGGUGCCGCAGCGGCGGCGGCGCGGGCAGGGCGCCGACGUGGAGAGCAGCCGCGGUUUCCGCCACAUGAUGCGCGAGCGCCAGCGCCGCGAGAAGCUCAGCCAGAGCUACGCCGACCUCUACGCCAUGGUCUCCUCUCGCUCCAAGGGGGACAAGAACUCGAUCGUGCAGUCGGCGGCGAUCUACAUCCACGAGCUGAAGGUCGCGAGGGACCAGCUGCAGAGGAGGAACGAGGAGCUGAAGGCCCAGAUCAUGGGCCACGACGAGCAGCAGCCGUGCGUCACGGUGCAGUUCGAGGUCGACGAGCCGUCGUCGUCGAUCGACUCCAUGAUCGCCGCGCUCCGGCGGCUCAAGGGCAUGAGCGUCAAGGCGCGCGGGAUCCGGUCGAGCAUGUCCGGGAACAGGCUGUGGACGGAGAUGAACGUCGAGACCACGAUUGCGGCUUGUGAAGUGGAAAAGGCAGUGGAAGAGGCUCUCAAGGAAGUAGAGAGGAACCAGCCUGACAGCGAUGCCCCAUUUCCUGGAAGCAAAGGCUGGACACAGACAUCUCAUGUGCAAAAUGUGUUUUGAUCGGUUUUGAAACAUGAUCCUGCUGGGACCCCCAUUUGUUCAUUUUUUUAAAAGCUUGUGAUGGAGCAAGUGGAAAAAAAAUCUCCAUAUCUCCUUGUCAAUGUACCUUUUUUUUGUCCAUGUAGAUACAAUCAUACAAAUAAUAGCUUCCUCUCUUUUCUACAAGGAAAAAAGAAAGAGAAGAGUACAAAAAAGAUUUAAGCAGCUUGUUUAUCAGUUAAAAAAGAAAAGGGAAUCAGAUUUGUCA
Oryza sativa Japonica Group (Japanese rice) is the source of this 5068-nucleotide messenger RNA. The record is from RefSeq and is a predicted model, not a curated record. Lineage: Eukaryota; Viridiplantae; Streptophyta; Magnoliopsida; Poales; Poaceae.